Molecule: messenger RNA, 1554 nt
Organism: Medicago truncatula (barrel medic)
Lineage: Eukaryota; Viridiplantae; Streptophyta; Magnoliopsida; Fabales; Fabaceae
Exons: 2
Coding region: 1-1554 (517 amino acids)
Source: RefSeq, a predicted model, not a curated record
AUGGAUAACUCAUGGAUUAUGAAACCACAAACGUCGGCUGCAUACGAGCAAGGGAUAGUGGAAUUUAUUAAUUUUGCCUUUAAAGACGAAGUGGAAAAUGGUAAAGUAAUAUGCCCCUGUAGAGUUUGCCGUUUCAAAAAACCGCAAAGUAGGAGCGUAAUGUUCGACCACCUAAAGUGGUCACCAUUUCCAAAGGGGUACACUGUUUUGCUGCAUCAUGGGGAGUCCUUGGGAGAAACUAGUAGCGUCUCAACUAGUACUAUUCCAAAUAUAGGUCAAGACACGGUGGUUGUUGAAGAUUCUAUUCAAAACAUGAUCAAUGAUGCGUUUGGAGUUGAUAGGGAUCAGACAAAUAAGGAACCCAUUGCAUCAAAUGUAGAGAUUGAUCGAGAUGAAGAUGUGAUACCAAGUAGUGAUAAGUCGUUGACAAUGAUUUUAGAGCUAUUAAAGGAUGCAUUUGAAUUUGCAAGUAUUCCAAGUUCGUUUUAUGAAGCAAAGAAAACAAUUACAAAACUUGGUAUGAAUUAUGUGAAGAUACCUGCAUGUCCCAACGAUUGUAUGCUUUAUUGGGGUGAAGAUGAAGAGAGGGAGACAUGUAAAAUUUGUAACACUUCAAAAUGGAAAUCAGGGGAAAAGGAUUGUGUUGUCAAUAAUCGAAAAAAAGUUCCAACAAAAGUUCUUCGUUAUUUUCCAUUAAAACCUCGAUUGAAAAGACUGUUUUUUUCAUCAAAGACUGCCGAGGAUAUGAGAUGGCAUGCAGUUGAUAAUAACAACGAUGGAAUGAUGAGGCAUCCUAGAGAUUCUGAAGCUUGGAAACAAUUUGACCUGAAACACACUUGGUUUGCAUCAGAUCCGCGAAACUUGCGUCUUGCAUUAGCUAGUGAUGGCUUUAAUCCAUUUGGUGUAAUGAGUUCAAAUUAUAGCAUUUGGCCAGCUGUGCUCAUCCCAUACAACACUCCUCCAUGCUUGUGCAUGAAAGAUACAUCUUUUAUAAUGUCGAUGAUAAUUCCUGGUAAAUAUUCGCCAGGAAAUGAUAUCGAUGUCUACUUACAACCUUUAGUCAAGGAGUUGAAGGAGUUAUGGACAACUGGUGUGGACACAUAUGAUUCUUUUAAGAAAGAGGUGUUCACAUUACACGGAACCUUGAUGUGGACGAUUAGUGACUUUCCGGGGUUAGGUAUGCUUUCUGGUUGGAACACAUACACCGGUUUUGCAUGUCCUUCGUGUAACACCGACACUGAACCUUGUCGUCUUCAAAAUAGCAGUAAAUGGUGUUUUAUGGGUCAUAGUCGUUACCUUGAUCGGAGACACAAAUUUAGAUUGAACAAGGUUCACUUUGAUGGUGAGCAAGAAAUGCGUAGUCCACCGGUAACAUUAUCUGGACAUCAAGUUCUUCAACAGGUUGAAAACAUAAAGGUCAUUUUUGGUAAAAAGCCAAAGAAAGCAGGGUUGGGAAAAAGAAAAGGCAAGAAACAACCUACACAAGGUGACCCUCCAAACCAGAAAAAAAGGACAGGCAAGAGGCAAUCUACAAAAGAUGACCCUCCAAUCUAG